CACAAUUUGCCCGCUGGGAUUCAUCCUGAUAACGUGAACUCGUGGGUAGGGACUCAAAAUACAAGAGACAGUCCGGACAAGAUAAACAACGAUUUGCUCAUUAAUAUCGCAAGUAGAAAGCCGAACCCACCCCUCACUUGACAACGCGACAUCAACCAGGCAGAAAGGUUCCUUCUCAUCUUUCCAUCUUCCAUCCACCCUAACCCGCUGUGUUGGGGAACCCCCUGAUGAGUGGGACCUGUAUUCAUGAGCCCCGCGCCCCUUCCCCCUCCCUCUCAGGCUUCAGCACCCCCAUCUCAGAACCCCCCUAUCGAAGGCUUGAUGGAGACACCCCUGCCUGCACCCCUGAAACUGACCUGACCCCCACACAGUGUGUCCUGCGCAACGUGCUGUCCAUUGACACCGGUGGACAGGGGGGGCCGGGUGGUAGCAGCCCCACACCAAGUGAUGGACCCCCAGCCCACUUUGACAACAGUGUGCUAAAACUGCAUGAACAUGAAGCCUGUCAGUGUGGCGGUGGGGCAGAGGCGGGGCUUAGCUCGGAGGCCGGUGCUGUCCGUAGCCAGUCGGAAAACAUCCGACUACAAUCAGGAAGUGGAGGAUUUUUGGAGGGACUGUUUGGCUGCCUGAAACCAGUCUGGACCAUGAUUGGAAAGGCCUACUCCACUGAACACAAACAUAGCCAAGAAGAGUCCUGGGAGGUUCCAUUUGAGGAAAUCUCAGACCUGCAGUGGGUGGGCAGCGGGGCACAGGGGGCGGUCUUCCUCGGCAAGUUCCACGGAGAAGACGUGGCCGUGAAGAAAGUUCGAGACAUCAAAGAGACUGAGAUCAAACACCUUCGUAAACUCAAGCACCCCAACAUCAUCACUUUCAAGGGUGUGUGCACCCAGGCUCCCUGUUACUGUAUCCUGAUGGAGUACUGUGCCCAGGGCCAACUGUACGAGGUGCUGAGGGCCGGCCGUAAGAUCACCCCCUCCCUCCUGGUUGACUGGUCCAUGGGCAUUGCUGGUGGAAUGAACUACCUCCACCUCCACAAAAUCAUCCACCGAGACCUCAAGUCCCCCAACAUGCUGAUUACUCACGAUGAUCUGGUAAAGAUCUCAGACUUUGGCACCUCCAAGGAGCUCAGUGAUAAGAGCACCAAGAUGUCAUUUGCUGGCACUGUAGCCUGGAUGGCACCUGAAGUCAUUCGGAAUGAGCCAGUGUCAGAGAAGGUCGACAUCUGGUCCUUUGGAGUGGUGCUGUGGGAGAUGCUAACCGGAGAGAUCCCAUACAAAGAUGUAGACUCAUCUGCCAUCAUCUGGGGUGUGGGAAAUAACAGUCUUCAGCUGCCCAUACCCGAGAGCUGCCCUGACGGCUUCAAGAUCCUCCUCAGACAGUGCUGGAACUGUAAGCCCAGGAAUAGGCCCUCUUUCCGUCAGAUCCUCCUUCAUCUGGAUAUAGCCUCAGCUGAUGUACUCUCCACCCCACAAGAGACAUACUUUAAGUCCCAGGCUGAGUGGCGGGAAGAGGUGAAACAGCACUUUGAGAAGAUUAAAUCCGAGGGCACCUGUCUCCACCGACUGGAUGAGGAACUGAUCAACCGUCGCAGAGAGGAGCUCAGGCAUGCUCUGGACAUUCGCGAGCACUAUGAAAGGAAGCUGGAGAGAGCUAACAACCUUUACAUGGAGCUCAACGCUGUCAUGCUGCAGCUGGAACUCAAAGAGAAAGAGUUGCUGAGGCGAGAGCAGUCUUUGGAUAAAAAGUAUCCAGGCCUGUUCAAGCACCAUAGCUCCAGGCAGAGCAGCUCCUCCAACUCCAUGGACAAACUCAUCAAGAAGAGAAAUGUCCCACAGAAACUGCCAUCAGGAAAGAGGCCAGACAUCCUCAAGUCUGAGGUGAUCAUUCCAAAAAUGGACUCCUCUGUGAUGCAGGUCACUAUCCCAUCCUGCCCCAACAGAAGCUCCACCUCUCCCAGCCGGUCUCGGAGGGUAAAGACCCGCCAUCGCAAGCCUGGCAAAGGCAGCAGUGGGGACCUGGCGGGACUAAAGGCAACUCAGUCCUCCCCCAACAGGGACGCAUCUGUCCAGGCUAACAGCUCCACCACCAACCCCUCCAAGCAGCUCCUGGAGCCCAGUGCAGCCCUGCGGGGCCUCAGCCACGAGCAGCAGCAGAGGCAGCUCUCCUCCUCCAGCCCUGACCUCAUCUGCACCACACUGGAGGCUGAGGGACAGGGGAAAGGGGAGACGGCAGUGGGUGGGCUGGAGAGAGGGGGAAGCCUCAGCGCCUCUGCAGGCUUAGGGGGGUCCGAGGUAGGGGCGGCUGGUCUGGACGACCUCACAGAAACGCCUCCACGCAGUGACACUCCCAGUGAGGAUGCUGCAUCGUUCCCAUUCUCCAGCAGCCCAGACUCACCGUGUGGGAGGGGGGCAGCGGCGGGGAGGGGGUCCCUGGGAUCUCCACGCCUGCCCCAUGAUGGGGAGGAUAAAGAAGAGGGAGCUGGGGCGGUGAGAUUGCCACGCGGGGCAUCGGGGGGCAUUGGGAGCCAGCACCUCACACCCUCAGCCAUUCUCUAUAGGGCAGCUAUCACACGCAAACAGAGGCGUGGAGUGUCAUCAGAAGAGGAGGAGGGUGAAGUUGACAGUGAGGUUGAGUUGCCACGGAGACGACGUCCGACUAGCAUCACUAAGUGCCAGUCGGUGUCAACCUUCAGCUCAGAGAACCUGUCAGUAUCGGACGGAGAGGAGGGCCACACCACUGACCACUCCCACAGCGGCACGCCAGACGUGGUCAGCACCAACACGGACGACAGGUUGGACGACCGCAGCGAUGACCUCCUGUCUCAGGGGUCAGAGAUCCCGGCGGACAACACCGACCCGGCCCAGGCUUCCGAUGGCCUGUCGGAGAGAGACGGAGCCCUGGGCCAGGCCAAAGCCCCACUGGAUGCCGGGCAGAAUCCUAACGAGAGUCGGGCCCUGUGUGACGAUUCUGACUGCGACAGUGCCGAGCUGGAUCAAUCAGGUAGCGGAGAGCCCAGUCGCCCACCCAGCGCCGGUGCCUGGGUGCCGCUGUCCCAACCCGGACCCCAGCAGGGGUCUCCACAAGCACCCCAUACUGGCCCCCCGUAGAUCACUGGACACUAGCAAACAACAACCAUCACAUGCGUACACCAAUCUGUCAGUGCAGUACAUUACUGUUGUCAUAAGGGGUCACACCUACUACACUACUCAGACUAUGACAAGUUGACUUAUGGUGUCUCAUAAGUUUGUCGGUUGGUAAACCUCCGUCAGAUGACAUAGGACAUUUUGUCAUAACCUGGCAUCAGAUCUUUUGGCAGCUUGUGACAUCAGAUAAAUGUCAUUUAAGUUCAGUAGGGUUUUUGGUAGAGUUUAGGCGAACAGUUACCCGGGUACCUUUAGCCACUGCUCCAGUUCAGCAAAAACCCUCCCACGGACGCACACGCACGCACAAGAUAACACUCUUCGUCCUUUAAACACCCUAACCCUCACUCUGGGAGAAUCCUGAUAUUCCAUACACUAAUGCAUCAAAUACUAAUGAAUAAUAAUGUAAAUAUCCAUUACAUACCACAUGAGAAAUAUCUAAAUUUAUUUUAUGUGUAAGAUAAAAAUGUAAGACUAAACGGUAUGCAGCCCUAUGAACAAAUGCAUGACUACACGUUUAUAAUUUAUGGUUUGGAUGUGUCUGUUUUAUAUUUUGUGAGAAAGUUUACACUUUUUUAAUCCUGAAAAUAUUACUUUUUUUGUUAUUUAGUUUUUUUGUUUUUUUCAUUUUUGUUAAUAAAUGUUGUUGGCACUCAAAAAAAAUGAUGUCAAAAUGGAAUGAAAAUCUCACUAAAACAUCAAUCAUGGAGCUUAAUUAGGGUUCUCAGUAGGUAACAUUUGUGUUAUUUAUUUUUUAAAUCCUCCUACCACUGAGUUUCAAAUACACAUUGCUUAUGAAACACGCUUCGGGUUUUUAUGAAGCCUAUCAAAUUUGUGGUGAGCUGGGAGUCAAAAAGCACUCUGACCGGUGUUGUUUUCUCUUCUGUUUUGUUUUUGUCUUUUGUUUUUUUUCAGCAAAAGUUGUUAGUUUUUGGUUUGUAAUUUAUAAGUAAUGCAAGGGUAAGCAUUUUAAAGGUGCUGCAUGUGUUUCCUCAGAGAAAUUAGGUUUAGCUUCUCUGAGUUGCACUAGUAUUGCUAACCAAAGUAAUAACUUCUGCUUCAAGUGUGUCAACAACACCGGGCCUGGUCCUUUUUGUGAUGAAGAGUCCCGGUUAGUAACAUUUGUAUGCUUCUUAAAAACCUGAACUAUCCCUUUACCUUUUACGAUUACAGCGGAAGUAGCCAGAUCAAGAAUAGAGCACUUCUCUAUGGUGGUACUAGUAAAACAGUAAGUAUCCUUUGGAUUUGAAUAGAGGUUUUGUUUUUAUACAGCAUUGCACAUUGUACCUGUAACAUAGGAAUUAUAUCAAAAUCAAAA
This is a messenger RNA of Myripristis murdjan (pinecone soldierfish), 4458 nucleotides long. RefSeq names its product mitogen-activated protein kinase kinase kinase 12 (gene map3k12). The record is from RefSeq and is a predicted model, not a curated record. Gene Ontology annotation, biological process: JNK cascade; protein autophosphorylation. Gene Ontology annotation, cellular component: cytoplasm. The transcript is spliced from 14 exons. The coding region runs from base 228 to 3107 and encodes 959 amino acids. NCBI's taxonomy places the organism in Eukaryota, Metazoa, Chordata, Actinopteri, Holocentriformes, Holocentridae. Gene Ontology annotation, molecular function: MAP kinase kinase kinase activity; ATP binding.